Messenger RNA from Hordeum vulgare subsp. vulgare (domesticated barley), 791 nucleotides. RefSeq lists its product as uncharacterized. Gene Ontology annotation, biological process: regulation of DNA-templated transcription. Gene Ontology annotation, molecular function: protein dimerization activity. The record is from RefSeq and is a predicted model, not a curated record. Lineage: Eukaryota; Viridiplantae; Streptophyta; Magnoliopsida; Poales; Poaceae. The coding region runs from base 156 to 521 and encodes 121 amino acids. The transcript has a single exon.
CUUUCGCCAUGUUCCAACACAUGCAUACUCAGUCACCCAGCUCCAUUAUCUCCCUCUCCUUGACUGAUCUCCUCUAGCCACUCUACGUAGCACUUGCCUCUCUGUCUCUCUCCCUCUCACAUUCCAAGUAGCAGCCCUCGCGAUCGAGAUCAGCCAUGGUUGCACACGCCAGCAUCUACUGCAACGACACCACCAACACCACGACGGCGAAGAGCGGGCCGGCAUACUCCGCCGUGGCCCCUAAGUCGUCGCCGAGGAAUAUCAAGAAAAGGAGCGGCAAGAAGGCGACGAGGAGAACGGCCGGGCGGCGACGCAGCGUGGAGGUGAUCAGGAGGAAGAUGGAAGCGCUGAGGCGGCUCGUCCCGAGCGGCGGCGAUCACCGCAGCAGCGACGAGAUGGCGGAAGAAAACGGCGUGGACGAGCUCCUGUUCCGCGCCGCCGACUACAUCAUGCGGCUGCAGGUGCAGGUGAAGGCGAUGCAGCUCAUGGUCGACGUGCUGGAGCACACCAAAGACUCUUGAUUACGUUUUUUUUUUUUGAGCUUUCUUGAUUACGUAUUUGCUAUAUAGGUCGUGUCGAGCAGAACAGAUAUAUGUACACGCAUACCAGUACAGGUACCCGCGUACGUACGCAAACUGUGUUUUUUUUUUUCGAUUUUGGGGGUUAUUUAUUUAUUUCUUUCUCUUUUGGUGUUUUGGAGAAGUAUGAAAAACGUAGAGGCUAAUUAUACGGGUGGGAAUGGUAUUGGUUUAUUCGUUAAUUGUUGUGAACUUGCGUGGUGCGUACUUACG